Messenger RNA from Penicillium cinerascens, 1262 nucleotides. Its product is annotated as NAD(P)-dependent alcohol dehydrogenase. Gene Ontology annotation, biological process: D-sorbitol catabolic process. Gene Ontology annotation, molecular function: zinc ion binding; L-iditol 2-dehydrogenase (NAD+) activity. The record is from RefSeq and is a predicted model, not a curated record. The transcript is spliced from 3 exons. The coding region runs from base 192 to 1262 and encodes 356 amino acids. NCBI's taxonomy places the organism in Eukaryota, Fungi, Ascomycota, Eurotiomycetes, Eurotiales, Aspergillaceae.
CGGGUAAAAGUCCCCCGCGGUUAAAAUCCGAAUUGGAUCCACCGAGGGAAAGUCGCCCGAACGUGGUCACAGAACUGCGGGGAGCUCAGCUCGGUUCAUUACACACAUUUUGCCGGCCUUUUAUCUAAAGCCCCUUCCAUCCCUCUUCUCUUUGAUCUUUCUCUUUCUCAAGCUCUUUCACAUUAUCCAACAUGGCUACCGCAACGGCUCAGAACCUUUCCUUUGUCCUAGAGGGCAUCCACCAGGUCAAGUUCGAAGAUCGCCCAAUUCCCGAGCUGAAGAACGCUCACGAUGUGAUCAUUAAUGUCAAGUACACGGGAAUCUGCGGUAGUGAUGUACACUACUGGGAACACGGUUCGAUCGGUUCAUUUGUUGUCAAGGACCCCAUGGUGCUGGGACACGAGUCGGCGGGCGUUAUCAGCAAGGUCGGAUCGGCCGUCACCUCGUUGAAGGUGGGCGACCGAGUCGCCAUGGAGCCCGGCAUCGCAUGCCGUCGAUGCGAGCCCUGCAAGGGUGGCAAGUACAACCUGUGCGAGAACAUGGAGUUUGCCGCAACCCCGCCCUACGACGGUACCCUGGCCAAAUACUAUGUCCUCCCGGAGGACUUCUGCUACAAGCUCCCCGAGCAUCUCUCGCUGCAGGAGGGUGCCCUGAUGGAGCCCCUCAGUGUGGCCGUUCACAUCGUGCGACAGGCACAGGUCAGCCCCGGCCAGUCGGUCGUCGUCUUUGGUGCCGGACCCGUGGGCCUUCUGUGCUGUGCGGUAGCAACCGCUUUUGGCGCCUCUAAGGUGAUCGCGGUGGACAUCCAGAAGCCUCGCCUGGACUUUGCCAAGGACUAUGCAGUGACCUCCACCUUUAUGCCCAGCAAGGCGCCGGCGACGGAGAAUGCCGAGCGAUUGAAGCGAGAGAAUGACUUGGGCGGCGGCGCCGAUGUUGCCAUUGACGCUUCGGGUGCCGAGCCCUCCGUCCACACGGGUAUUCACGUCCUCCGUAACGGCGGUACGUACGUGCAGGGUGGCAUGGGCCGCAGCGAGAUGAACUUCCCCAUCAUGGCAGCUUGCUCUAAGGAGCUGAACAUCAAGGGCAGCUUCCGCUACGGCAGCGGAGACUACAAGUUGGCGGUCCAGCUGGUCUCGACCGGAAAGGUGGAUGUCAAGCGGCUCAUCACCGGCACCGUCAAGUUCGAGGAGGCGGAACAGGCGUUCAAGGAAGUCAAGGCUGGAAAGGGCAUCAAGACGCUGAUUGCGGGCAUCGACGCGUAA